AUGCUGAGUAAUAUGGGAGGAGUAGGAUCAAAGGAGGUUGGGAGGAUUGCACAUAGAUUUCUAUAUGCGCUUUCGAACAAUGAAUUUACGAACCGGUUAUUCUGGAUAGAUGGGGAUCAGCAUGUGAGAGUAAUGUUCGACCUACAUGCACGACUGAUGUCCCAACAUGUGAUGGAGUUGUAUGCUACGGUCCGUUAUGUAGUUGUUGGGGGUGGGCCGUCUCCUUCAGCUCCUAAAGUCGUGCCACUCGAGGCGACACCGAUCCACUAUGCCCAGCCUCAUGAUAGUGCCGACGAUUCCGACAGUGAGGACGAUUCAACCUAUGUUGUCGGAUCCGGGUCGUCAAGCGACAUAGUGUCAGAAGAUGAGUUUGUGCCAGAGACUCCCAAUGGCAGUGUUGGUAGGUUUCUGCUGUCUCCCCCUUUGGCCAUUGCUCAACUGUCAGAUCCGGACGAUCUUUUGAACACUGGGGACGGGAAAGAUUACAACACGAAUGGUGGGGGGAAAUUUCAAAUUGGGCAUAGGUUCAGCAAUCGAGAAGCAGUUCUAAUGGCGGUAAAGAACUACAAUAUUCGACGGAAUGUAGAGUACAGAGUGCUGGUGUCAGAUAGGCUUAAAUAUCACUGUCGAUGCAUUCACCAAUGGUUGUCCAUGGAGUUUUCGUGUAGCAUUAUGACAGAACUUAAAUUACUAGGAGUGCUGUCCAUCAGAGUUACCAUUUUAAGCCCUCGUAUCGAAAGGUGUGGAUGGCAAAGCAAAAAGACGAUUGUUAAGUUCUAUGGCGACUGGGAAGAGUCAUACAAUAGGAUUCCAACACUCUUACAAGCUUUGCAGCAGUGCCUCCCAGCAUUUAAGCAUUGCAAGCCGUUUUUAUUAGUGGACAGAACACAUUUGUACGGCAAGUACGGGGGCGACUGGUACUUCAAUGCUUUGGGUACACUAUCCUAUGAGAUGGUUGAUUGGGCUCUUCGUUUUUGGAAGAAUUUGUGA
Molecule: messenger RNA, 990 nt
Organism: Arachis stenosperma
Lineage: Eukaryota; Viridiplantae; Streptophyta; Magnoliopsida; Fabales; Fabaceae
Exons: 5
Coding region: 1-990 (329 amino acids)
Source: RefSeq, a predicted model, not a curated record